UCACCUGCUCUCAGACAACCGGGGCGAGCGGCACCGGGAGGAAAGGGCAGCAGGAAGCCUCAGCACGGAGACCCCAGGUGGGGUGGGCUCUGCCUCGGGCUCCCCUCCAGAGGCUGGGGCACCGGGAUCGCAGGCUGUGCAGAGAGCAGAGGGAGCUUGGCUGCUGGAGAAUGGCAGCAGGAUUUAACUAGGAGGGCACGGAAAACUGGGAGAGAACACACGGGAGCAGAGGGAACUGCGGGAGACAAGAGCGGCUUCUCAGCACCGUUGCCCAGCCUGUGAAGCGACAUGAGUCACAAGGGAUCCCUCAGCAGCAACCCCAGCUCUUCCAACGGCAGCAUGGGCAAAGCUGACGGAGCCUCCAAGCUGAGCGCAAAGGACCUGUACGAACAAAGGAAAAAAUACUCCAAUUCCAACAUCAUUAUGCACGAGACUUCCCAGUACCACGUCCAGCACUUGGCCACCUUCAUCAUGGACAAGAGCGAGUCCAUCAUGACGGUGGACGACGCCAUCCGGAAACUCAUCCUGCUCAACUCCAAAGAGAAGAUCUGGACGCAGGAGAUGCUGCUGCAAGUGAAUGACAAGUCCAUCCGGCUGCUGGACUGCGAGACAAAGGAGGAGCUGGAGGACUUCCCUCUGCCGACAGUGCAGCACUGCCAGACGGUGCUCAACCAGAUGCGCUACUCCUCCAUCCUGCUCCUGGUGUGUCAGGAUUCAGAGCAGCACAAGCCCGACAUCCACUUCUUCAACUGUGAUGAGGUGGAGGCGGAGUUGGUUCACGAGGACAUAGAAAGUGCCCUGUCAGAUCACAAGCACGGGAAAAAGAUACGGCCACAGACACUCAAGGCAAACCAAGAAAAGAUCAAGCAGAGACAAUCCAUCCUCCCCCCGCCGCAAGGGCCGGCUCCCAUCCCGAUCCAGCAUGACAUGCGAGGCUCAGGGAUGAACAGGAACAGGGUGGCACCUCCUUCCCAACAUGAUCCAGAUUAUGAACGACGAAGCUCGAGCUCUCACGACCAUGAAGAGUCCCGGGCCAUGUUAGCACAGAAGAUUGAAAAGGAAACGCAAAUCCUGAACUGCACUCUGGAUGACAUCGAAGUGUUCGUGGCCCAGCUGCAGAAGGCAGCAGAGGCGUUCCGACAGCUCAACCAGAGGAAGAAAGGGAAGAAGAACAAGAAGAAAGGGCCAGCAGAGGGAAUGCUGACUCUCCGAGCGAGACCCCCGAGUGAGGCCGAGUUCAUCGACUGCUUCCAGAAAACCAAACUGGCUUUUAACCUCUUGGCCAAACUAAGGAAGCACAUCCAGAACCCCAGCGCUUCGGAGUUGGUACAUUUCCUAUUUGGACCACUGGAACUGAUCAUCAACAGUUGCGGUGGCCCCGAGCUUGCCCGCUCUGUCGUCAGCCCACUUCUCUCUAAGGACGCCACAGAUUUCCUCAGAGGACACCUGACACCCAAAGAGAUCAACCUCUGGGAUUCCCUGGGGGAGACAUGGACCAGAUCCAGAGCCGAGUGGCCCCGAGACGCAAACAUCCCCACCUACAUCCCCAAAUUCCGCAACGGCUGGGAACCACCCACAGAAAUCUUCCGUGGAGCUCCCUGGGAAAUAGACAUCGGCCACCUGCAGGAGGAGCUGUCCUCAGCCAAUGGAUAUCCCUACCGGAACUCCUCGCUCAAGCGCGGCCAGGCGGCUGACCCGACACAAGCCGUGGAUGCCUUCAAACAGAACGUCCCUCAGCACGGGAACAGGACCUUUGAGGCCCAGGGAAUGGCCCUGCCCAAGAGAUAUGCCAAAAUCCGCUAUGACUUCACAGCGCGGAACGCCAACGAGCUGUCCGUGCUGAAGGAUGAGAUCCUGGAGGUGCUGGAAGAUAACAAGCAGUGGUGGAAGUUGCUCAACCGGAGCGGGCAGGCCGGUUAUGUCCCGUAUAAUAUCCUGGAUGUGGUGAAGCUGGAAGAGGUGGAACAGUCUAACCAGAGGUACAAAGGAGAUCUGAGCCCCAGGGGCUAUGGACCGUCCAGCCCAACUCACAAGCUGCCUGCGAGCUACGCCGGGGACAAGUGGGGCAGUGAGAUGUUAUCGCGCAACUCUCCCCAGGACGCCAAAGAACAACUUAUUCACCAAAUGGAUGAGCUGAACGAUGAGCUGCUAAAGAUGAUCACAAACAAUAAAAUUCAGCCUCCCCACAGGAAUUUCAAAGUGGAAAAGCCUCAGGAAGUUUUUGUGCCCCUCACCUUCGAAUCCAGCACCGAAGAAGUCAAAGCUUGGCUGGAGGCAAAGUCAUUCAGCAAAGAGACAGUGGAACACCUCGGCAUCCUCACUGGAGCUCAGCUCUUCUCCCUCAACAGAGAGGAGCUGAAGAAGGUGUGUGGUGAUGAGGGAAACAGAGUAUACAGCAAGAUCACGGUGGAGAAAAACCUACUGGAGAAAAGCAGAGGGGAGUCAGAGCUCCAAGAAAUCAUGAAGCGCCGCCAGGAAAGGAUCGAUUCUGCUAAUUAAAGCCUGUCUGCUUUAUUUCAGCUCUUAGUUCUAGUAGUGCAGAGAAAAAGGGAAUGAAAGCAAUGAUCCCCGGGCCAGGCAGGAGACAGCAGUGCUGCACUUUGGCUCUGGCUGCCAGCAGAGUGACAAUUCCUCCAACACUGUUGCUAAGGGUCGACAAUAAGACCACGUCCCUCUGGGAAAGGUGUUUUAAUAUUGCAUGAAGUAUUUUUUUUAUAACUAUGUAUUUUAUACUGAAAUUUUACGUGCAUGCAGUCAGAGCGGGAUUCACACGGGUCUGGAUGAAUGACAAGGGCUGGAUUCAAGCAAAAAAAGACCCCACAAAGCUUUUGCCCGAGGGCUGUCCCUGUUCCCACCCCCUCUCCAGCAUGGCUCAGGAAGAGCAGGCACGGAACAGCACUGACUGGUUAAAGUCUGGACCACGGUAAUAAGGCUCUGGAAUGGUUUAGGUUGGAAAGGACCUUAAAGCUCAUCCUGUUCCAACCCCUGCCAUGGGCAGGGACACCUCCCACUAGACCAGGUUGUUCUAAGUCCCAUCUAACCUGGCCCUGAACACUUCCAGGAACAGGGAGUCACCACCUCUCUGGGCAUCCUAAGCAAACGUUUUCUCAUUCCCUCCUCAGAGCAGAUAUUCCCCUGCACAGGGCCUGUGACAAUUCUCUCUUUCCUGGCUCCCCCUGCCACUUCCCUCCAUGCCUCCUGUUUGGACAAGGCUGGAAUGGCAACACACAUUCCCAAAGACUGUCUGCUUCCUUAAAUCCAUGGACCAGUUAGUGCUGCCUUUGAACAGCAGAACUGAGUUUUCACUGCCUAAAAACGAGCAGGAGUGACAAAGGAAGUGAUCUGAAUAUGGAAAUGGGUGCGUUCCCCAUGCCCACUCCUGCUUAGGCAGAGCCUGGGGCUCAGGGCAGCUGUGCAGCCCUUUCCAGUGACACUGAUCCUAAUUUAGAAUGUUGUGGUGUUGCCAAACCCCGCCUCAAACCAGGAGAAGAUAAGCCCUGACCAUUUGCUCCCAACCCAGUUACACCCACAGCCCUUCCCAGGGUGUUGGUCACCCGUCCCCACCUUCACCAUUGCUUUGCAAAGGCUCAGCUGAAACACCUCCUAAACCUCUAAAACCCAAAGGCACACUGGGAAAGGCUAGUUUAGCACAAAAUAAAUGGCCAACAAAAAAAAAAAAAAAAAAAGUAAUUUGGCACAGGGUGUUUUUCUUUAUCAUAUUAUGUGCAUAUGUAUAUAAAAAUCUAUAAACAGGGGUGAAGUGAAACAGGAUGAAGUGAUUAUGCAUCAAAAAUUUACUCAAAAUUGUAAAACUCCAGCAAGUACAGAGUAGUUCCUGUCCACAGUAGGUUUGGCACAUUGUAUUUCUGUCUCUGUUUAAUUUAUAGACUUUGAGUGCAAAGCAGUAAAGCAAACAGCUUCAAACUGCUCACAGCGCAGGGAGAGUUGGGUUUUCUCCUUCACACACUUACCUUUGGCUGGGUGGGAUUCACGUCCAGGUUCCACACCUGUGCUUGCCUGGACCUGCUGGGAAUGGUCCCACCUCCUUUAAAAUGCUUGUCCUUGCACAUUUAAUGGAAAAAGCUUUAAAACAGUGUCUGGGGAACUUGUGUCUAAAUCUGGGAGCACCAACACACCUCAAUUUUGUCUUUGUUCUUCAAAUAAUAUCUCUAAUGGAUGAUACAUUUUCUUUAUUUGAAACAAGGACUGGAGUGCAGGCAGGGAACUUGCAGGGCAGGAUCAUCUUUUCAGUCCCAACCCUGCUGGAAUCUGUGAAGGGCACUUACCUUGUCAGGGAGGGAUGAAGAGGACAAUCCUCCUGAGAAGCCCUGGCUCUGGAGUAGGGUGGAGAUGGGAAGCGGGAUGGCAAGCACAGGAGGCGAAGCAAUUCCUAAAUUGAAAAUAAAACCAAGUGUUGAGCUAAGAAACACACCCCCUUCCUUUGGGUGUAGAGGAAAACGAGUCCCACGGAGUUAUAGUUAUUAGGGAUUGUAAUGGGACAGUUCUGCAAAGCUGGGAGCCAUGGGAGCACUUCCUAAAGUAAAAUCUCGGCAGACCUUACUGCAGGACUCACUUUUAUAAAUUUUCAUGUGACUGAGCUGUGCAUCUGUUCUACUUGUACUGCCUACAGACAACGCUAUAAAGUCCUGUACAUUGAUGUAACCGAAGGAAGGAGACAAUGAUAUAACCAUGCACUGUAUAAGAUUUAUUAAAAUAGUUAAGUUAUACUUAUAA
Messenger RNA from Myiozetetes cayanensis, 4734 nucleotides. It is a transcript of the gene EPS8L2, whose product is annotated as EPS8 like 2. Gene Ontology annotation, cellular component: ruffle membrane; plasma membrane; vesicle. NCBI's taxonomy places the organism in Eukaryota, Metazoa, Chordata, Aves, Passeriformes, Tyrannidae. Gene Ontology annotation, molecular function: actin binding. The transcript has 21 exons. Bases 289 to 2499 code for a protein of 736 amino acids. The record is from RefSeq and is a predicted model, not a curated record. Gene Ontology annotation, biological process: positive regulation of ruffle assembly; Rho protein signal transduction; regulation of Rho protein signal transduction.